GCACGGAGUAACAGUGACACCUUCACCCUGGAUGGAUCCAGGGGAGUAAGGAUAGAGACUUCGCAGGAGUGAUGAGCAGAAGGAAUUGGGGGUGGAACGACCACGACAAUAGGGGCAAUACGGAGUAGCGUGGGCAUAAAUCCUUCGCUGCUGUCUCGAAUAGUAUUUUGCAUGCUUUCAGCUCCAGCCCGCUUCAGGAUGGCGUUCUUUAAGCUCCAAUAAGCCUGUGGUCAGAUCAGGAGUAGUUCAUAGGGACGAGGACGUCUCCACCGAUAAUGCGUAAUGCCGUCCCAAGCAGCCGUUUCAAUUCUCCCUUGGUCGUACAUUGGGGCCAUCACCGCUCCUGAUGAACUCUUCUUCCAGGGGGUGACAUUUGGCGGAUACGUAGUACCAAUGAUCCUGAGCCUAGUACGACUCUCCUUUGACUUUCACGCUCAAAGAGGAUUUGGGCUGCUCCUUCGCACCGACGAUCAACGAAGGAAGGGAGUCUAACAGCCCGCACUAUCGCUUUUGGAACUCGAGACGAGACCAGUUCUACAAGAAAACAACCAUUUAACCGCGCCCAAAAAGGCAAAUCGGGGGAACGGCCCUUUCUCUGCACGGGCGAACUGUCCACCUUUCUCCAUUCGAAGCGGGGAUCCAGAAUCAUCCGGCGAUUAACCGGAAUCUAGCGC
Molecule: messenger RNA, 674 nt
Organism: Aspergillus novofumigatus IBT 16806
Lineage: Eukaryota; Fungi; Ascomycota; Eurotiomycetes; Eurotiales; Aspergillaceae
Exons: 2
Coding region: 283-492 (69 amino acids)
Source: RefSeq, a predicted model, not a curated record